This is a messenger RNA of Symsagittifera roscoffensis, 2301 nucleotides long. RefSeq lists its product as uncharacterized. The record is from RefSeq and is a predicted model, not a curated record. Bases 1 to 2301 code for a protein of 766 amino acids. The transcript has a single exon. NCBI's taxonomy places the organism in Eukaryota, Metazoa, Xenacoelomorpha, Acoela, Convolutidae.
AUGCAGCUUGGCACUACAGUAACCAAGCCCUCGGAACAAGCUGAGGAUCCAAUCCAAAAAAUGAACAACAUCAGAAAUCAGUUACAAUUUAUGCCGGUAACACUGUUUAACAAUGGCAUCAAACUAGAUUGCUACGCCAUACUCGACAACUGCAGCAGCUGCUCAUAUAUCCUCAACAAAACAGAUGAAACACUUCAGUACAAACCAAGCCAACAACUACAGCUUAGCGUACGAGGUGCUGUCAGUAAGGACAAAGUGUCUUCCUCGCUGAUCCGGCUUAGUAUCGGGCCACACAACGCUACAAAACCUACUUUCACGCUACAAUCAGUCUAUUCAGUUGAAGCUCUGAGUUUUGACGCUAUCGACGCAAACAACCUUAAUAAAACUAGCCCACUCUACAAUCACCUUCGACUUGUCAACUUUCCUGAACUAGGCGACAACACAGUUCAAAUUUUGCUUGGCGUAGAUGCUUUCUGGAAUAUUGCGGAGCGCGAUAUUAGAAAAGGCCCUACAAGCAACCCUUACGCUGUACAAAACCUACUAGGUUGGACGAUCACUGGCCCACUCAACCAGAAAUCUAAUAGUUCCGGAUCAAAUUCACACUCAACUAACUUCAUCGACUUAAAUGAUCAAGAAGACGCUAAUCUCACUGAUUUAGUGGAAAAUUUCUGGAAAGUAGAAGGAUCAGGCAUCAAGGAAGAUAACAAAGCUACAUACUCUGAUAAAAGCAAACGAAAACUAAGAUUUAUGGAAAAAAGUAUUGAGCACGAUGGAGAUCGCUACAAAAUAAAUCUACUCUGGAAAAACAAAAUAAAAUUGCCAAACAAUUAUCCGGUAGCUAAAGCUCAACUGCUAUUGCUACAAAAACGGCUCAGAAAAGACCCUGAAACAAUGCAACUCUAUGAGAAAUCGCUUACUACCGACCUGGAAAAUAACUACGUCAAGCCCGUUACUUUCCAAUACCCACAACCUGAAUUACUUUGGUACCUCCCACAUCAACCUGUCACGAAUCCAAACAAGCCCGGAAAGGUACGCAGAGUAGCCAACGCUGCCUCAACCUACAAGGGCGUCUCGCUGAACUCUUGCCUCGAAACUGGAUCUGACCUCCUGAACAACAUGUUUGGACUUCUACUACGAUUCCGGGAAAAACCUGUGGCUGUAUCGGCGGAUAUUGAAGGUAUGUAUAUGCAAAUAGGUAUUCGAGAUGAAGAUCAAAAAGCGCUUCGCUUCCUUUGGCCUACUAAAAAUGGUAUCAAACAAUACCAAUACACGCGACUUAUCUUUGGUGCAAAAUGCUCACCAUCCAUUGCCAUCUUUGCGCUUCAUCAAACAGCUGCCGAUUACUGCGUAACCAAACCCAUUAUUGCUCAACUGCUUCACAAAAGCUUUUACAUGGACGACUUUGUUCACUCGUUCAACAUGACACACGAGGCUAGAGACUCUACUACGCAACUAAAAUCCUCCAUAAGACAGGGGGGAUUCAACCUAACUAAGUUCGUAUCUAACACUAAUGACGCGAUCUACUCCAUUGAUGGAGGCGAAGUUUCUACUAAUGCUACAGUGCAUCGUAUUCUGGUUGUCAAAUGGGACACAACUGACGAUACGAUAUUCGUGCAACCAACAACCAAGCUAAAUAUUACUACAUCAUCUACACUCCGAACAGUUCUCUCUACAGUAGCAAGGGUUUUCGACCCCUUAGGCAUCCUAGCGCCGUUUGUCAUAAAACUCAAAAUUCUUCUGCAAAACUUGUGGAAGUCUGGUAUCUCUUGGGACGAAACUGUGCCCAGUGACUUUGUUCCGAUAAUUGACAAAUGGGUUGACCAAUGCAAACAAGUACCCCCUGUUAGACUGCCUCGCUUACUUGGUCCACAGCUGUCACCUAGUGAUAUACAACUUCAUGUUUUCUGCGACGCGUCGCAAUACGCAAUGGCUACGUGCAUCUACUUCCGAACUGCUUGUAGCUCUGGCAUACACACUACUUUCUUGAUUGGCAGAACAAAGGUAGCACCACUGAACCAAGAGAGCAUUCCUAAACUGGAAUUACAAGCCGCCCUUAUGGGUGCUCGGCUAUGCGAGUUCGCUACUGAUGAAAUGCUAUUAAAGCCCCACUACACUCACGUUUGGACGGAUAGCACUACUGAAAACUUACUGCGCAAACAGAUGUGUGAAAUACUUACGUUAUGCAAAGCCGAACAAUGGAAACACAUCCCUGGUAGACUCAACACAGCAGACAGUGCUACACGGGGAAUUGAACUUAAAAGCAAAGCUCUGGUUGGAUGCACCACAAUUUCUACUCAUUAA